CCAACGCAUAUCCCAUUAGGGCCCAGGACACCAUUGAGGGAGAAACCGAGGACAGGACAGACGCUUCAGAGGAUCGAGGAUCAGAGGAGAAAAGAUCGAGAGAGAUCAACUCGCGGGACGAGCUCCAGUUCAGUUAUCUGUAAUUCGUAAAGCACCCUUUAUUCCAAGUCAUCUUUUUGACGAGUAUCUAUAAAUCUCGUCGCAGAUCAAGUUUUCAUAAGAUUAUCUUAACUUUAAACGUGGGGUCGGGCCUCGCAUCAAGUCGGGGAAAAACACGCAUCCUGGCUUUCCCGUAAACCGGGAUUCUUGACGCAAUAGCGAAAAAAAUGUCAAAGCCCGAAGCGAUGGAGGAUGACGGUGAUCCAGUAGUGAAGGAGAUUCCAGUAUAUUUGUCAAAAAGAUUAAACGACAAACUCUUUAUUUUCCAAUAUCCAAUGAAGCCAGCAUCUGACGGCUAUGAUAAUGCCACAUUUAUCAAAACUAACAUAAAACCAGACAAUCAAGAAGUUGCAAUUGAGGUUGAAAUAAAUACAAAUGAUCCUCAUUACAAUACCAACAGAGGUCAAGCUAUUGCAGCUACUGCUGUAUUGCCUUCAAAGCGUGAUGAAGAGGAUGAAAGGAUUUUUGACAGUCAUAUGAUGGACAAAAUAGUACUGCAAUCAUCCAGAGCCUUGCCAAGCUGUGAUAAUUAUGCAAUUGGAAUUUAUCAGGAUGGUGAAUUUCAUCUGACUCCAUUGAAGGGUAUCAUCCAAAUGCGUCCUCAGUUUAAUUAUCUCGAUAGAAUAGAUAAGAAAGGGAAAGACGAUGGAAAGAAUGAUGGGGAAGAUGCUGAAGAGGAAGAUGAGCCAGCAAAGCAAGUGAACGUUACAUUUGCCAGAAACGUACCAGAUUUCAUCAAAAAGAUGAGAGAACAAUCUUUUCAAACUCGUGCCAAAAAAAGUAUGGAGGAACAAUGGAUUAAAUGUGACUACAAACCAGCAAACAGUAAUUUAGCUGAGUUAACGAGAAUGGAAAUGAUUUGUGGCACAAAUGAUGAAUCUGUAAACAAUUUAAAUUUAAGCUCAAAACAAUAUUUGGACCUGUUAGCACCUCCCAUAAAGGAGGAACAAUUUUCAAAGGCUAACAUACCAAGUCACACAACCUCUCUCAGCUACAUACGUACACUGCCUUUACUUGAUCAAGUUCGAAUAUUAAUGAAGGAUGCCAAAGUCAUGUCUUUCGUUCAACUCAGAACUAUCUUGGCUUCUGAACACGAGACGAACGCCAUUUUGAAGUACCUGCAACAAGUGGCUGUUCUUGUACAAGGCAACUGGGUGGUGAAUAGUGAAUUGAUUUAUCCCAAAGACACUAUGUCCGCUCACAGCGGAAUUCCUGCCGAGCUCAUGUGUAGAGCCAGGGACUAUAUUCUCUUGUCCUUCACCGAGCACGAGUUCGUCGACAGGCGAGCGGUCUCCUCUGUGGUCAAACUGCCUGCCGAGGAGAUUCGCGAAAUCUUCACCAACAUAGCGAAACAUCAGCCGAAAAAAGGCUGGCGGCUGAUAGUCAACCCCAGCAAGGACUUUUCAGAAAGGUAUCCAGAUAUAGCUCAACGUCAGGAGAUGUUCUGGGAGGCCAAGCGCAAGCACCUGCGCGAGACCAUGGAAUCGCACAACCAGGCACCGCAGCGUCAAAGGCGGAAGUCAAAUCGCGAGUCAAUUGGAUCAGAGAACGAGGAGCGCAACGCAGGUCGAGGUGCUGCCGGAGGUCGCAAGUCUCUGCGAGAUUCGUCCGUCUCGGACAACGAUAGCGCAACCGAGAGCAUAAAACAAAAAAAAGCCAAUCGGGGCAGAAAGGUCUCGGAAACUUCAGCUAUGACGUGACCCAAGAUUGCAGGUGUAGCACAGCUGAUCAUGAGCAGCAAGAGAAAAAAGACGGCGGACAAGUGAGCUGCAUAUAAACAGUCGCGUGGAUCGCGCGUUGUCUUGAUAUACCACCGACGGAAAUGUGGCAGUAUCUUUUUUUACGUAUAAGCAGGUUAACACAGCAAGUUAGAUUUGACGAUAUUUUUUACUUUGAGAGGUUGCUGAAUAAUGUUUUGUACGAUUCGUGCGUGAAUUGCAUACAGCUAUUUUGUAAGCUUUACGAGAAUAUAAUGUACAUAUUCGACGGUAUGUACGUCAUUGUGUAGAUAACGAUAUUUAUCCAUAUUCGUUUUGUAUAUACAUAUGAUUGUUAUAUGUAUUCAUGUAGUAAAAGCUGUUUAACGAUUUAAGUGCCACGUAUGUAAUUCUCGCAUGACUUUCUCGAUUUUUAUUAAACGGCUCAACGACUGAUGUAACCAUUCUACCGCUGGCGAUAGAAAUAUCUAGCCUAGUAUUUGUUCACCAAUGCACGGAUCGUUUGCGAUUGUGACGCAAAACCAUUUCUCGCUAUCUCUAUUAAACCAGUGAACUGAUUUUACCACGGUUCCACAAGUUCUUUUUUAAUACGUUAUCUUAGCUAGAAGAGUUUAGAAAUAUUCCGGCGGACCUCGAAUGUUUGUAACGACAAGUUUUUGUAAAUACGUUGUAAGUCACUAAAUACUAUAAGUACUACACUUAUAUGAAUAAGAGCAUCUUGUCGAUCGAAGGGUUGAUACUUUUCAAAUACACACCCUUAUUGCUUUUUGACAAA
Nasonia vitripennis (jewel wasp) is the source of this 2652-nucleotide messenger RNA. It is a transcript of the gene Polr3E, whose product is annotated as DNA-directed RNA polymerase III subunit RPC5. The coding region runs from base 327 to 1859 and encodes 510 amino acids. The transcript has 7 exons. Gene Ontology annotation, biological process: DNA-templated transcription. Lineage: Eukaryota; Metazoa; Arthropoda; Insecta; Hymenoptera; Pteromalidae. The record is from RefSeq and is a predicted model, not a curated record. Gene Ontology annotation, cellular component: nucleus; RNA polymerase III complex.